This is a messenger RNA of Histoplasma capsulatum G186AR, 2298 nucleotides long. RefSeq names its product succinyl-CoA ligase alpha-chain. The transcript is spliced from 9 exons. The record is from RefSeq and is a predicted model, not a curated record. Gene Ontology annotation, biological process: tricarboxylic acid cycle. The coding region runs from base 1 to 1947 and encodes 648 amino acids. NCBI's taxonomy places the organism in Eukaryota, Fungi, Ascomycota, Eurotiomycetes, Onygenales, Ajellomycetaceae. Gene Ontology annotation, molecular function: succinate-CoA ligase (ADP-forming) activity; succinate-CoA ligase (GDP-forming) activity. Gene Ontology annotation, cellular component: succinate-CoA ligase complex (ADP-forming); mitochondrion.
AUGCGGAUACUCUUCCGAAUCUUAAAAUUGGUGCUCAUACUCGGGUCCUCUUCCAGGGGUUUACAGGCGACCGCGAAUGUGAAAGAAUCGUUAGCAUGGGGUACCAAGGUUGUAGGCGGUGUAAAGCCGGGUGUGGAAGGUGAACACCUUGGAUUGCCUGUCUUUCCAUCAGUCCAAGUGGCACAAGAGAAGCUGAAGCCAGAUGCAACUGCCAUCUACGUGCCAGGGCCGCAAACAGCACAGGCCAUUGAAGAGGCUAUCGCAGCAGAGAUUCCUCUCAUAGUCGCCGUAGCAGAGCAUGUUCCUGUUCAUGAUAUGCUUCGAAUACACGCAAUGCUUCAAACCCAAUCAAAAUCUCGUUUGGUCGGCGCAAACUGCCCUGGUAUCAUUUCCGCUAUUGGGAGAUGUAGAAUUGGGUUCCAACCUCUUUCAUGUUUCGCGCCGGGGCAUAUUGGAAUUGUCGCCAAGUCUGGUACUCUUGGUUACGAGACCGUUGCGGCAACGACACGAGCAGGAUUGGGUCAGAGUCUUUGUAUAGGCGUGGGAGGGGAUAUUGUAGCUGGUACAAGCUUUGUUGAUGCACUGAACCUUUUCGAGCAUGACGAAGAGACCCAUGGAAUCAUAAUUGUUGGAGAAAUCGGAGGAUCAGCAGAAAUUGCAGCUGCAGAGUGGAUUUUCGACUAUCGAAGACGCACUGCAGACCCAAAACCUAUCAUGGCGGUAGUCGGCGGAAUUUAUGCUCCACCUGGGCGGGUCAUGGGCCAUGCAGGCGCAUGGGCUGGUCUGGGGGAUCCCGAUGCACAAACCAAGAUCAGAGCUUUACAAAAUGCAGGCGCCGUCAUGGUAGACCACCCAGAGAAAUUCGGGGAAGGGAUGAGAACGUUGUUGACCAAUGUGGGCGGACGGCCCGCAUUUCAGGCCGCCCCGGUUGCGGUUGCAGCACAGCAGAGGGGAUUCCACACUUUGCGUCGACCAACCAUACGACGGCAACAUAUCAUGCCACAACGCAGAACCCUUUACCUCACACAAUCCCAGUCAUUUGAUUUGCUAGGGGAAAAAGGGGUCGCGAUUGGUGAAUCGAACAAACGUUCUGAUUUCUUUUUUGGAAUUUCUAUAGAUCGGAACUCACGUUCACCAUGCAUUAUUGCUUCUCCCACCACUAAUCCGGCAACUUUUCUCUCUCGAUCUAGGAAAUUCCCAUUUACAUAUGGCAAGACGCAUUUCACUGCCAAUCAGGCCAAUAUCCGAGCGGUUGCCAGCUACCUCGGCCUUGGAGAGAUAUCUCUAGAACCUCUUGCGAAGUUCGCACAGACUUUGCUUGAUAUUUUUAUAAACAAGGAGGCUCUUCUGCUAGAAACAAAAGUCUCCAGGAGGAGCGAUGGUAGUUUUCGGGUUACCGAGGCCCGAUUCGGCUUCGAUGAUGCCGCAUACAAAAGUUCGAAGAGACAGGAAGAUAUCCACAAACUCCGAAAUAUGGCGCAAGAGGUUCCGGAAGAAGUUGAAGCUGAGAAAGAGGGAAUUGUCUAUGUCAAGAUAUUUAGACUUCCUGGAGAGGGAAGCAUCGGUACACUUGUUAACGGUGCCGGCCUCGCCAUGAACACCGUCGACGCUCUGACUCUUCACGGCGGCCACUGCGCCAACUUCCUCGACACCGGCGGAAAAGCAACGUCCGAGACGGUAAAGUCGUCAUUCCAAAUCGUCCUCUCCGAUCCUCGCGUGAAAACCAUCUUCGUCAACAUUUUUGGCGGCCUGACUCUCUGCGACAUGAUCGCUAACGGAAUCAUCAUGGCGUUCCGCGAUUUGGAUAUGAAGGUACCUGUUGUUGUUCGCCUGCGUGGUACCAAUGAGGAACUUGGGCAGAAGAUGAUUGCCGACAGCGGGCUCCCGCUACAUGCCUUCGACUCGUUUGAGGAAGCUGCAAGCAAGGUUAUUAGCCUUUCUCGCUAAAUCAGGGGACCCUGAAUUUCCAAUUCCGGGCAAUAAAUGCGAUGUUAAGUACAUGUGCAUUGUAGUUCCGGCUAUCUUCAGCUAUUAGAUCGCCUCGAUGUUUCGUUGCUUGUUUCUCCAUAUAUAUGCCGAUUAUGUAUCCUUACAAUAUUACUUGAUGUUUAUGAUAUCUCCGUUUUGGUUUGGGUGAAGGUUUUUCUUUUUAUAUUUCCUGCCAAACACUUUAUGAAUGCUUUUCUUGUUUGUUCGUUACUCAGUGGUCCAUAUAGGGGAGCGAAAUGUAUAUGAUAAAAGUUUAAACCAACGUAAUGAAAUAAUAUAUAUAAUACAGCAUGGCAGGCUAAAAAAGAU